UUAACCAGAUGUCAAUUGAUUGAGCUCUCGCAAUUAAAUUUCUGAACCCUAGUUCCCAAUUGCUUGAACCCAAUAAUCAUCCAAUUCAUCUCCUUUAUUUGCAGGUUAGUCAAAUCAAGAGCCGUUUCUAUUCCUUCCCUGGUUCAAUUUUGUGAAUUUUCGGAAAUUAUUGCUAGCUGUGUAAUUGCAAUUUUAUGUGUAACUAGAGGGGGGAGAUGAGCCAUAUGCGUUUAUUUUACGGCAGAAAAAGCUCUCGAUUUCGAGGGUUUUUCAAUGGUUUAUGUACCUUAGUUUUGAUCAUUAUGUUUUACAAUCAUGAGCAUGUAUUUACGAAAUUCAGCUCAAAAGGGGGAUUAUCUGGGUUCAGGAGGAGAAUGGUUGAAUUAGGUGUAGCUUCCAAUGUGAUUGUAAAUGGAACUGAUCCUAACUAUGUACAUAGUGAUGAAUCUGAGCUUUGUUUGGGGCUGCUCGAUCACGUGGGAUACGUUAAUAGUUGCAAGUUCUUGAAAGCUCGGCCUCAGUGCAAAUUAAACGGGUUUUUCGACUACCUGACAUUCUACUAUUGCGAUUGCAACGGCAGCCCUUGGACUUUCUUCCUGCUAGCUGUUUGGCUCACUGCAUUGUUCUAUCUUUUGGGCAACACUGCAGCUGAUUAUUUCUGUUGUUCGUUGGAGAAGCUUUCGAGUCUAUUGAAGCUCUCUCCGACUGUUGCUGGGGUCGCCCUGCUUCCGCUUGGAAAUGGUGCUCCAGAUGUGUUUGCCAGUAUUGCAGCAUUCGUAGGAACGGGAACUGGAGACGUUGGGCUUCAUAGCGUGCUGGGAGGGGCAGUGUUCGUUACUUGCAUUGUUGUUGGGGCUGUUUCCCUUGCUGUGGCUGAUCAGGAUGUUCAGAUUGAUAAAAAGUGCUUUAUAAGGGAUGUUGUGUUUUUCAUAUUUACGAUUAUGGCUCUUCUAUUGAUCUUGAUUGUUGGUGAAGUGACUGUCGGGGCUGCCAUUGCUUUUGUAGCGAUUUAUAUAUUGUAUGCAUUUGCUGUUGCUGCUAAUGAGAUUUUGAGGGAGCAAGUGCAGAGGCUGAAAUUGGAUGUCGUUAAGCCUUUGCUUCCUGUUAAGGGAAGUGUGUUUUCGGGAGGUCAAGACGAUGAGUCUGCAUUUGGCUCGUUGCUUGAACUUGAAACCAACGGUGAUGGCUCCCAGGCUCGUUCUUCAUUACCACAGUGGAUGUGGGCCUCAAAUGUGGCAAUAUAUUCGAACCAAGUCAUGAAGAUUCCUGAUGGUGAAAAGAAUGUGUGGGGAUGGAAUGAAGAAGACAGAGAUGGAGAACAACAAUCGGUCUCAUGUUCAAAGAUAUGUGCACUUCUUGAAUUGCCUUUGUCAAUUCCAAGGCGAUUCACAAUCCCCUUAGUGGAUGAGGAGAACUGGUCGAGGGUGUAUGCCGUUGGCUGUGCUCUGCUUGCACCAAUUCUUCUCGCUUUCCUAUGGAAUACACAACAGAACUUUAGUCCUCAAAGUAGAAUGGUUUCGUAUAUAUUGGGUGUUUCAGUUGGUUGUGCGCUCUGUUUUUUUGCAUAUAAGCACACAAGGACGGAACAUCCACCACAAAGAUUCUUACUCCUGUGGGUUUUUGGAGGGUUUUUAAUGAGCAUAGUUUGGUUCUAUAUGAUAGCAAACGAGCUCGUGGCUCUGCUUGUUGGAUUAGGUAUGAUUCUUGGUGUUAAUCCUUCGGUUCUUGGAGUGACUGUAUUGGCUUGGGGAAACUCAAUGGGUGAUUUGGUAUCAAAUCUUGCAUUAUCCAUGAAUGGCAGAGAGGGCGUGCAGAUCGCCAUGUCUGGAUGCUACGCAGGUCCCAUGUUCAAUACGCUUAUUGGAUUGGGAAUCUCGAUGCUGCUGGGAGCCUGGUCUGAGAAAGCUGGCUCAUUUUCCAUCCCACAAGAUCCGAGCUUGUACUACACUUUGGGAUUUAUCUUGACUGGACUUAUCUGGGCGCUCGUCAUUUUACCCCACAAUGAUAUGCGUCCUAGCCAGACGCUUGGAGCAGGCCUCAUUGCACUGUAUAUGAUAUUCCUCUCUGUUAGGCUGGGAUCUGCUGUGGGUUUUCUUUGAUUGGCUGCAUUCAAAUGAUGUCAUUUGCAUCAGUAAAUUGAGCUACAAUAAUUCAAUUCCUACCUAAAUUCGAUAUGAUGGGAGGAGUUUUGGCCUGAAGGUGCUUCCAAUGGUAAGAACCAGACUUUCCACUUUCCGUAUGUUGUGUGUGGCGUGUAACUUACUUUGGCAGGAGAGGCGAUGCACUCAAGGGACGGAUGGAUACAUAAAUGGGAGAUGGGAGCAUGGUCACCCUCCAGUUUUGGUAUGCUCCUAAUCUCAACUGCCCUGUAGUUCUCUCGAUCUGAUAUUCGUUGUACGACAACGCGCAAAGAGCCUUUCUCUUGAUUUGAGUCUGCAAGAAAGAGAAGUUAUAUGCUUUGAUCCAAUUUUGCAGCCAUCACGUAGUAUAGUGGAUUUUCUCAGCCUGUAUAUUUUUGUUAUAUUCUAUUUUUAUCUUUGAAUUGUUUGUAGCUCCAACACCUAUUUGAGGUUGCAAACUUCCCAUUGUGUGUGUGUGUGAAAGGGAUAGAGCUUGAUUGA
This is a messenger RNA of Salvia hispanica, 2621 nucleotides long. The record is from RefSeq and is a predicted model, not a curated record. NCBI's taxonomy places the organism in Eukaryota, Viridiplantae, Streptophyta, Magnoliopsida, Lamiales, Lamiaceae.